AGGAGGAACCAAGCACACAUUUAUAUUUCCAGGAAGAAGGCGGGCUUUAUUCUGAGGCCCCAACAGGAAACAAACAGUGGUCAGAUGGUGAAGUGGCACCAUGAUGGAAACAUCUCUACAACAUCUGCUCUUUUCCUGUUUGCUGGUUUGCUGCAUAAAUAAUGAAGUCCUCCCAGCUGGUCUGACUGUGAGUCCCAGCAGAUCUCAGUUCUUUAAAGGAGACUCUGUGUCUCUGAGCUGUGAGGAGGACAACAUCUCUGCUGGAUGGACUGUGAGGAGAAACACAACCAGAGGAACCAGGACUCAGUGUGGAGAUGGAUGGGGGAAACCUGAUGGUUCUACCUGUACCAUCAGCAGCUUGUACCCAUUAGACACUGGAGUGUACUGGUGUGAGUCCAGAGAGGGAGCAGCCAGCAGCAGCAUCAACCUCACUGUCUCUGGUGGAUCAGUGAUCCUGCAGAGUCCUGUCCUCCCUGUGAUGGAGGGAGAUGACAUCACUCUGAGCUGUCAAACAAAGACUUCCUCCAACCUCCAAGCUGCUUUCAUUAAAGAUGGCUCCCUCAUCAGGACUGAGCCUGCAGGUCACAUGACCCUCCACCAUGUGACCAGCUCUGAUGAAGGUCUCUACAAGUGUUUCAUCAGUGGUGAUGGAGAGUCUCCAUCCAGCUGGAUCUCUGUCUCAGUGAAACCUUCCACCACUGGACCAACCACAUACCUCUCUCCUCCUUCUUCUUCUCCUCCACCUUCUUCUUCUCCUUCCUUCCUUCGACAUCUACACUACGUGCUCCUGUCUCUUGCAUUGGUCAUUAUUGUGGUUCUGCUGCUGGUUCUGGUUCUGAUGGUGAGACGACAUGUUAGGAGAAAGUCUGAAGGUGGUCCAGAAGGUGGAGAGGACAGCAUUACUUACGGUGACGUCAACAUCUCCCAUCAUCAGCGACAGAAAACCAAGUCCAACAAAGAUCUCAAGCAGCUGUGCUUCACUACUGUUCUGUUCACUGAGAUGAAGAAGAAGAAGAAACUUUAAUGAUGUGACUCCUGGAGCCAGACGGUAAAAUGUUGUUUUUGUAUUUUUCAGAACUUCCAGCAGAACCAGAAGUGGUCCAUUCUUCACUGAGGUCCUCCAGUUCCAGCAGAAAUGUCCAGCUGUCAGCUUAUCUUCAGCCUGCAGAUAAAGAUCUACUUCUGCUGAAGAUCUGCUUCUUUCUCUGGAAAUGAGUUCAGCAAGAUGGACACAAAGGUCUCCUGAAUGUAUUUCAAUGUUUCAUUAUCAGUGUGGUGUUCAAUGUUCUCAGUAACUUCAGUUAUUUUCUGUUUUCAAUGUUUGGUCUGAACUGUUCUAACCACAGCAGCACGAUGGUUCCUCUGCAGCUUCAACAUGUUUAACCUGCGGUUCUGUAGUUUGUUUCUAACAUUUCAGACAUGAUGUUCCUGUUUGUUUGUGGCUGACCAAUGGAAACGAUUCUUCAGAGCAGCUUGGAAAGAAAUGAAACCAAAACCACAGAAUAAAACCUGCAGAAAACCCCUCAGUGUUAAACCAAAGCAGUUAGCUUUAGCUUGUUUUAAUGUUUUAUCUAGAAAUGCUUUGAAUGAACAAACCAACAAAAUGUCAUAAACUGCAGGUUAUGUUGAUUAAUUAAAAUAAAUUCAGUGUUUGUAUAUUUAUAACAAAUAGAGCUACCUGAUGGGUCCCAGCUCAGCCAUCAGUGGGUUUUACCUCUGAUCAAUCGACCAACCUGGAGAAGAUCUGGAGGUCGUCUCCAUUUUAGCUCUAAAUGUUAAACAGGAACUGAUUCAGUUUUUAUUUACUGACAAAUUCAAAUUCUAUGAUUCAGUUUAGAACAAGUCCUUUAUUUUUAUCCUGCUAAACUUUAAUUUGCUACAAUAACAAAUAAACCCCAACAACAAGGUGUUUCUGUUUAAUUUGGUUGGAAAAUGUAUGAAAUGUCCCUUUAAAAUAAGCAACAAUCAAUCAAUGAUCACUUAGAAACAAAAUGCUGCCUCCUAAGAAAUUAUUUAAUUGAACUUUUUGUCAUGUUUCCUAAUUGCAUAAAAGUUUAGUGGAAGGAAAAUGUCAGCUUUGAGAAUGUUUUUACAAUAAAGAUCUGAAAAGUG
Messenger RNA from Girardinichthys multiradiatus, 2112 nucleotides. RefSeq names its product advanced glycosylation end product-specific receptor-like. Gene Ontology annotation, molecular function: transmembrane signaling receptor activity. The transcript is spliced from 8 exons. Gene Ontology annotation, biological process: cell surface receptor signaling pathway. Bases 101 to 1024 code for a protein of 307 amino acids. Lineage: Eukaryota; Metazoa; Chordata; Actinopteri; Cyprinodontiformes; Goodeidae. The record is from RefSeq and is a predicted model, not a curated record.